Orycteropus afer afer is the source of this 2751-nucleotide messenger RNA. The record is from RefSeq and is a predicted model, not a curated record. Lineage: Eukaryota; Metazoa; Chordata; Mammalia; Tubulidentata; Orycteropodidae.
AUGGGGUUCGGUCCCCCUCCCCAAACCCAGGACACCGGGGUGCAAUAUUCAGUCUUACUUAAACCUCAAGGGAAAUUGUCUAAUAAAACCUCCUGGGUUCAAGGAGCCACAGGAACAAAACAAUAUUCAUGGACUACCCAAAGAACAGUAGAUCUCGGUGUGGGACGAGUAUCCCACUCGUUCAUGGUAAUUCCAGAGUGCCCUUAUCCACUUCUCGGGAGAGAUAUACUGACCAAAAUAGGGGCACAAAUCCACUUUCAAAAAGGAGGGGCAAUUGUUAUGGACAGUAAGGGCCAGUCUAUUCAUGUGUUAACUGUGAACCUGGAAGAUGAAUAUAAGCUCCACCAGCAACCCCCUCCUCCCCCGUCUGAAGACAUAAAAUAGUGGCUCUUAGCUUUUCCCAAAGCAUGGGCUGAAACUGGAGGCGUAGGGUUAGCAAAACAUAGACCACCGGUUUAUGUAGAAACUAAACCUAGAACAGACCCAGUCAGAGUCCGACAGUACCCUAUGUCACGAGAAGCCCGAGAAGGUAUAACUCCUCACAUCUGGCGCCUGUUAAAACUAGGAAUACUCCCACCCUGUCAGUCUGCAUGGAACACUCCUCUACUCCCUGUUCAGAAACCUCAUUCCAAUGACUAUAGACCGGUGCAAGACCUCCGAGAGGUCAAUAAGUGGGUCAUAGACAUUCAUCCUACUGUUCCUAACCCAUACACCCUCCUUAGUUCUUUACCCCUGGAUCACCAGUAGUACUCAGUCUUAGACCUUAAAGAUGCUUUUUUCAGCCUACCACUAGCCCCAAAAAGCCAGGACCUGUUUGCCUUUGAAUGGACUGACCCGACAGAAGGCAUUAGUGGACAACUGACCUGGACGAGGUUACCCCGAGGGCUCAAAAUUUUGCCCACAAUCUUCGAUGAAGUGCUACACAAAGAUCUGGGUAUGUUCCGAUCCGACCACCCCUAUCUCAUGCUGUUACAAUAUGUAGAUGAUCUCCUAGUUGCUGCAGCAGACUACGAGACCUGCCUCCAAGGAACCAGAGACCUGCUCCAAACGCUAGGAGAUAUGGGGUACCGAGCCUCAGCCAAAAAGGCUCAACUUUCCCAGCCCAAGGUGAGCUAUUUGGGGUAUAUAUUAAAAGAAGGGCAAAGAUGGCUGACUAGGGCCCGCAAAGAGACUGUGCUAAAAAUCCCUAGACCCAGCACCCCAUGCGGAGUGCGGGAGUUCCUAGGAUCAGCCGGCUACUAUGCCAAAGUUACCUGGUAUACAGAUGAGAGCAGCUUUGUGCGUGAUGGACAAAGGUAUGCGGGGGCGGCAGUGGUGACAGAAACUACAAUAGUUUGGGCUGAGCCAUUACUGGCCGGAACAUCGGCCCAACGAGCUGAACUAAUAGCAUUAACCAAGGCCCUAACUUUAGGAAAAGACAAAAAAUUCAAUGUUUAUACGGACAGUCGUUAUGCUUUCACCACGGCACAUAUUCAUGGGGCAAUUUAUCGAGAAAGGGGGCUACUAACCACAGAAGGGAAGACAAUUAAGAAGAAAAGCGAGAUCCUAGAUCUACUAGCUGCCCUGUGGCUCCCAAAGAAACUUGCCAUCAUUCAUUGUCCGGGGCACCAGAAAAUAACCACCCCAAUUACCCGAGGUAACAAUCUAGUGGACCAAACCGCCCGAGAAAUUGCGCUGUCUACCAACCUGGUAUUGACUUCCAACCUACCUGAUCCUGGGAGUCCCACCUUACCUGCAAACCCCGACUACACGGAGGAAGAUGUGGAAUGGAUUAAACAAUCACCCAGAACUCAGUACAUAUGCAAUUGGUGGAAAUCAGCAGAUCACAAAGCCAUCCUCCCCGAAAAACUGGGAGAAGAAAUUUUAUUCAAAAUGCACCACACCACCCAUCUAGGAACCAAAAAGAUGCAGGAAUUAUUAAAACGGGCAGAUGUAAUAAUUAAAAAUGCUCAAUCUAAAAUUGAAACAAUUGUUUCUGACUGUAAAGCCUGUCAAUUAACCAACGUUACUAAAAACCCUUCAAGUCUAGGCUCCAGAUCAAGAGGCAACACACCAGGGACUUGCUGGGAAGUGGACUACACGGAGAUAAAACCAGGAAAAUACGGAUAUAAGUAUUUGUUAGUCUUUGUAGGUACCUUUUCAGGGUGGGUAGAGGCCUUCCCCACCAAGCGAGAGACAGCUCAUGUUGUGAGCAAGAAACUGUUAGAAGACAUCCUACCCAGGUAUGGUUUUCCUACUAUGAUAGGGUCAGAUAAUGGACCGGCAUUUGUGUCUAAAGUAAUACAAGGACUAGCAUCUAUUCUUGGGGCUAAUUGGAAAUUACAUUGUGCUUACAGACCCCAAAGUUCAGGCCAAGUAAAAAGAACAAACAGAACUCUAAAAGAGACCUUAACCAAAUUAACCAUAGAGACUGGCGGAGACUGGGUGACUCUCCUCCCCUUAGCCCUAUUUCGGGUCCAUAACUCUCCUUAUAAAUUAGGAUUGACACCUUUUGAAAUUGUUUUUGGUAGACCUCUGCCUAUUUUUCCCAAGUUCCAGUCUGAUUUGUUAUUUGAAAUUGAUAAUCAUGAACUCAUUUAUUCCCUUCAAGCCCUGCAACAAGUCCAACGGGACAUCUGGCAGAGCUUGAGAGCUCUUUACCAAUCUAUUCCCCUCCCGAACCUCACCAAUACCAACCCGGUGAUUGGGUGUACGUGCAGAGACAUCGACAAGAAACUCUACAACCUCGCUGGAGAGGACCUUACAUCGUGA